GGUCCGUGCGCGCGCCGUCGCAGUCGUCGCACUCAGUGAGAUUCAGUCCCUCUCCGCGCUUCGGUACGAGCGUUUCGGUCUCGCGAGUUGGUGUGCCGCUGCCUCCCCCCUCCUGCGCAAAGCUGCGUGCCGUCGACAAGUUCAGAGAAUUUCUAAGUGCUUCGUCUCUCCUGCCUCCGGGACUCCGGCACUCCGCAACCGACGCUACGGGAGCAUCAUGGCCGAGAGCAAGGGCGCGUUAAUCGCGAAGACAGUGCAAAAACACGCGGGCAGAGCGAAAGAAAAGUUUCUUCAGAAUCUGGGCAAGGUCGAUCGAACCGCGGACGAUAUAUUCGACGAGCACCUGCAGAACUUCACGAGGCAGCAGAACUCCGCUAACAGACUGCAAAAGGAGUUCAACAAUUACAUCAGGUGUGUUCGAGCGGUGCAGGCCGCGUCGAAGACGCUCAUGGACUCGUUGAAUGAGAUCUACGAGAGCCAGUGGACCGGGCACGAUCUGUUGUACGUACAGGCACAAAAUCUCGACAUGCUGUGGCAAGAUUUCACUCACAAGCUCGCGGACCAGGUUCUUGUACCGCUCAACACAUAUCAAAGCCAAUUCCCGGAGAUGAGGAAAAAGGUCGACAAGCGUGGGCGUAAAUUGGUGGAUUAUGACAGUCAGAGACACAACUUCCAAUCGUUGCAGUGUAAUCCAAAGAAGAGGGACGAGCUUAAAGUAUCGCGGGGGAAGGAGCUGCUGGAGGAAGCAAAACGUACAUAUGAGCAACUAAAUUCAGAGCUGCACGACGAACUACCGGCAUUAUACGACUCGCGCGUUCUUUUCCUCGUCACAAAUCUGCAAACGCUCUUUGCCGCGGAACAAGUGUUUCACACUGAAAGUGCCAAGGUAUAUUCCGAAUUAGAAGCGAUCGUCGAUAAAUUGGCUAAUGAAAGUCAGCGAGGAUCUUACACACUGAAGAAAAGCACGGAACCGCAAUCACCGAAGUCGCCUAACGCGAACUCGUCCCUAAUAAUUAAUACACAGCCAGCGCAGAACAAUAUCUCAGGAGCUUUGGACGAUACCACGCCCGCUGCGCCUAGAGAUACAUCGCCGACCACCCAGAUAAAUGGCAACGCUAACAGCAACGCUAAUAGCAACGCUAACAGCAAUGAUAAUUCUCUCAAUAAUCAAGAUGCGUCGCCGCAGAACACAGUCGCGCCUUCCAAACGAGUCGAGGAGCUGUACGAUAUUCCAGUCGACAGGUCCAUGACUAACGGGGCGGACUCGAUCGUUCUAGAAGCGGAAUAUGAAAAUGCUGCUAAUUUCUCUAUAGGGGCGACAACCGACAAUCUGCCGCCGGGCGUUUUAUACAGGGUUAAAGCCACUUACAAGUAUAGUCGCGAGGAUGUGGACGAAUUGUCGUUCGACGUCGGCGAGAUUAUUCGCGUCGUGGAGUACGACGAUCCCGAGGAGCAGGAAGAAGGCUGGUUAAUGGGUAUCAAGGAAGGCACCACUGAGAAGGGUAUGUUCCCGGCGAACUUCACGAAACCGCUGUGAGAGCUGAACUCAGUUCGCCAUUUACACUCCAAUGCUCAUCAGAGACAGCGUAUUUUACUUUAAAGUAGUUAAAGAGUCGCGUAAUUAAGUGGGAGAUAAGAGCCGUGCGGUCAUGCGAGAUAAUAUUACGCACGACGUGUAUGUAGGUAAACGUAAACGAAGAAGAGAAAGAGCAGGCGACGGGUUGCAGGAGGGAUAAGCGGGGGAGGGAGCGGGGAGAAUUCGAUAAGAUAGUUAUGCUGGAGGUACUGCGGAGAGAAUCAAUCACCCCAAAGUGCCUUAACCCAGCCACUGUCUGUGCCAACAUUCACUCUUACUCGUCAAAAAAAAAAAAAUAUUAAUAUAUAUGGGAUUGACCCUCUCAUAUCAAACAUACGAAUACACAUCAUGAAUAAUAAUCAAACGAGAUAUUUAAGCGACUAAAUAAUAUAUUGUAACACGUACACAACAAGAAACACGCGCCACACGUACACGCGUACACAACGAUUAUGCAAUAUUAUAUAAUAUAAAACGAAAUCUAUAUAUUAAAUUAAUAUUAUUUUAUGAAAUUGUACAUAGAUCUAUACAUACGAUUUAAGAGUAUUUUACGAGAUAACUUUGUGGCCACUGAAAAUUUAUUGCUAAGAGACGUAAAUCUUCAAGUUUUAAGAACACGCGCGCCACUUGAGAAAUCCUCCCCUCCCGUUCAACGGGAAGGAUGAUCGUAAAAUUUGCAAGGUCCAACUACCUGUCUGCAUUCGUAAGGUAUAUAAGGUUCUAUUUACUCGCCUAAUAUUCGAGAGUCUAGCAAUAGCUCCCAUUAAAAAUCUCGCCACAAUUUGCAUGCCAAAUUUUUCAACGACGUAAUAAUAGAUAUCGAAAAGAUGAUACGUGAGAGAAAUAAAUAUUACAAUGUAUAAAUGAGAUGAGAGUAUAGCUUCUGUGUAUUUAUGAUUGAUAGUUCUUUUCUUGUUUCUCCGCCUUUUGGAGCACCGCGACUUUCGUCAGCGAAGUCUCUUUGUGAAUUAUUUUGCGCAGGUUUUAUUCACACUUGUAUCCGAAAAUCUUAUGUACAUGUAUGUAGAAAAUCGGGUAGCGACGAGAGAGCGUUUAUUAUAAUAUUAUUUUAUUACUAUUGUUAUUAUAUAUAUUGCUAUAAUUAUUAUCGCUCCCGUAUCUAUUCACAUGUUGUCAGGAUAGAAAACGAAUACGUAACGAUCCAAUCCCGAAACUUUUUGUAGACUCGAUCAAUACUCGUUAGAUCUGCCGAAACAAUCUUGUAUUCGCAUCUUGUGUAAUAAAUAGUGUUGUAAUAAUAAUAUACAUAUAUACACGUA
Messenger RNA from Temnothorax curvispinosus, 2853 nucleotides. It is a transcript of the gene Amph, whose product is annotated as amphiphysin. Gene Ontology annotation, cellular component: cytoplasm; plasma membrane. The record is from RefSeq and is a predicted model, not a curated record. The coding region runs from base 218 to 1537 and encodes 439 amino acids. Lineage: Eukaryota; Metazoa; Arthropoda; Insecta; Hymenoptera; Formicidae. Gene Ontology annotation, molecular function: phospholipid binding; protein binding. The transcript is spliced from 9 exons.